CCCCCUCGGCUCGCGCCCCUCGCCCCGCGGGCCGGCGCCGCCCCCGCCAGCUCCCUGCGGGACCCCGGCCGGCCGGCAGGUCGUGAAUUUGUUAUCCCAUCCUUGGCUCACAGGUUUAUAGCAGAGAUGGUGGAUUUCUUUAUUCUUUUUUUUAUUAAGGCAACCAUUGUUUUGAGUAUUAUGCACCUCAGCGGAAUAAAGGAUAUCUCAAAGUUUGCAAUGCAUUACAUCAUAGAGGAAAUAGAUGAAGAAACCUCCAUGGAAGACUUGCAGAAGAUGAUGGUAGUGGCUCUUGUCUAUAGACUGCUAGUCUGCUUCUAUGAGAUUAUAUGUAUUUGGGGAGCUGGUGGGGCAACCCCUGGGAAAUUUUUACUGGGCCUGCGAGUUGUGACAUGCGACACAUCAGUACUUAUUGCACCAAGUCGUGUGUUAGUGAUUCCAUCCUCUAAUGUGAGCAUGACAACAUCUACAAUACGAGCUUUGAUCAAGAACUUUUCUAUUGCUUCCUUUUUUCCUGCAUUCAUUACCCUGCUGUUCUUUCAGCAUAAUCGAACAGCCUAUGAUAUUGUAGCAGGGACAAUUGUGGUAAAAAGAAAUGGCAUCAGAUGAUAUCCAAGGAAGCCUUGAUUCUACCAUUCAGACUAGCUGA
Molecule: messenger RNA, 649 nt
Organism: Euleptes europaea (tarantolino)
Lineage: Eukaryota; Metazoa; Chordata; Lepidosauria; Squamata; Sphaerodactylidae
Gene: FAM8A1
Product: family with sequence similarity 8 member A1
Exons: 5
Coding region: 127-609 (160 amino acids)
Source: RefSeq, a predicted model, not a curated record